Molecule: messenger RNA, 4507 nt
Organism: Trichechus manatus latirostris (Florida manatee)
Lineage: Eukaryota; Metazoa; Chordata; Mammalia; Sirenia; Trichechidae
Gene: PAPOLA
Product: poly(A) polymerase alpha
Exons: 22
Coding region: 201-2420 (739 amino acids)
Cellular component (GO): nucleus
Molecular function (GO): poly(A) RNA polymerase activity; RNA binding
Source: RefSeq, a predicted model, not a curated record
UUGCUGUGGUAGCGCUCGGGCGCCAUGUUAGGACGAAGGGAAAGGAGGAGAAGUGCUUAAAGCGGCGGGAGCGGGUGCGGGAGUGGGGUUGGACCCAGCCUGAGGUAGCCCCCUCCCUCCCGCCUCAGUGGAUCAUGCCCAGGGCGGCAGCGGCGGCGGUUGCGGGGGGGCAGUGACUGGGCGGUGCCGCGCAGGAGACGAUGCCGUUUCCAGUUACAACGCAGGGAUCACAGCAGACACGGCCGCCCCAAAAGCACUAUGGUAUCACCUCCCCUAUCAGCUUAGCAGCCCCCAAGGAGACUGACUGCGUGCUUACACAGAGACUCAUCGAGACUCUGAAGCCUUUUGGGGUUUUCGAGGAGGAGGAAGAGCUGCAGCGCAGGAUUUUAAUUUUGGGAAAAUUAAAUAAUCUGGUAAAAGAGUGGAUACGAGAAAUCAGUGAAAGCAAGAAUCUUCCACAAUCUGUAAUUGAAAAUGUUGGAGGAAAAAUUUUUACAUUUGGAUCUUACAGAUUAGGAGUACACACAAAAGGUGCUGAUAUUGAUGCAUUGUGUGUUGCACCGAGACAUGUUGAUCGAAGUGACUUUUUCACCUCAUUUUAUGAUAAAUUAAAAUUACAGGAAGAAGUAAAAGAUUUAAGAGCUGUGGAAGAGGCAUUUGUGCCAGUUAUCAAACUGUGUUUUGAUGGGAUAGAGAUUGAUAUUUUGUUUGCAAGAUUAGCACUGCAGACUAUUCCAGAAGAUUUGGAUUUACGAGAUGACAGUCUGCUUAAAAAUUUAGAUAUAAGAUGCAUAAGAAGUCUUAACGGUUGCAGGGUAACCGAUGAAAUUUUACAUCUAGUACCAAACAUUGACAACUUCAGGUUAACUCUGAGAGCUAUCAAACUGUGGGCCAAACGCCACAACAUCUAUUCCAAUAUAUUAGGUUUCCUCGGUGGUGUUUCCUGGGCUAUGCUAGUAGCAAGAACUUGCCAGCUUUAUCCAAAUGCAAUAGCAUCAACUCUUGUACAUAAAUUUUUCUUGGUAUUUUCUAAAUGGGAAUGGCCAAAUCCAGUGCUAUUGAAACAGCCUGAAGAAUGCAAUCUUAAUUUGCCUGUAUGGGACCCAAGGGUAAACCCCAGUGAUAGGUACCAUCUUAUGCCUAUAAUUACACCAGCAUACCCCCAGCAGAACUCCACGUACAAUGUGUCCGUUUCAACACGGAUGGUCAUGGUUGAGGAGUUUAAGCAAGGUCUUGCUAUCACAGAUGAAAUUUUGCUGAGUAAGGCAGAGUGGUCCAAACUUUUUGAAGCUCCAAACUUCUUUCAAAAGUACAAGCAUUAUAUUGUACUUCUAGCAAGUGCACCAACAGAAAAACAGCGCCUAGAAUGGGUGGGCUUGGUGGAAUCAAAAAUCCGCAUCCUGGUUGGAAGCUUGGAGAAGAAUGAAUUCAUUACGUUGGCGCAUGUGAACCCCCAGUCAUUUCCAGCACCCAAAGAAAAUCCUGACAAGGAAGAAUUUCGUACAAUGUGGGUAAUUGGGUUAGUGUUUAAGAAAACAGAAAACUCUGAAAACCUCAGUGUUGAUCUCACCUAUGAUAUUCAGUCCUUCACAGAUACAGUUUAUAGGCAAGCAAUAAACAGCAAGAUGUUUGAGGUGGAUAUGAAAAUUGCUGCAAUGCAUGUAAAAAGAAGGCAACUCCAUCAACUACUGCCUAAUCAUGUGCUUCAGAAAAAGAAAAAGCAUUCAACAGAAGGUGUCCGAUUGACAGCUCUGAAUGACAGCAGCCUCGACUUGUCUAUGGACAGUGACAACAGCAUGUCUGUGCCUUCACCUACCAGUGCUAUGAAGACCAGUCCAUUGAACAGUUCUGGCAGCUCUCAGGGCAGAAACAGUCCUGCUCCAGCUGUGACAGCAGCAUCUGUGACCAACACCCAGGCUCCUGAAGUUCCCGUGCCACAAGUCAAUUCCAGUGAAAGCUCAGGGGGUACAUCGAGUGAAAGCAUUCCUCAGACUGCCGCACAGCCAGCCAUUUCUCCACCACCAAAGCCUACGGUCUCCAGAGUCGUUUCUUCAACACGUCUGGUAAACCAGCCACCUAGACCUUCAGGAAAUGCAGCAACAAAAAUACCUAAUGCUGUAGUAGGCGUGAAGAGGACAUCCUCCCCUCAUAAAGAAGAGAGUCCCAAGAAAACCAAAACAGAAGAGGAUGAAACAAGUGAAGAGGCUAACUGUCUUGCUUUGAGUGGACAUGAUAAAACAGAAACGAAGGAACAAAUGGACGCAGAGACAAGCACAGCGCAGCCGGAAACGAUGCAGACGGCGGCUUGUCUGGUGGCCUCGCAGAAAACAUCCAGUACAGACCUUUCUGAUAUCCCUGCUCUCCCUGCAAAUCCUAUUCCUGUUAUCAAGAAUUCAAUAAAACUGAGAUUGAAUCGGUAAAAACAACCUCAGGGUCCAUAAACAAUAUCUGCCAACUCAACCUGUUGUCUUCAAAUGCUAAAAAAGGAGAAUGGAGGGUACAAGACUCGACGGGACGGGGAAUGGACGUAGGUGUUUGUGGUGACCUUCCUUACUGGGCUAACAGCACUUGAUCGGACGUCCAGGUUAGUAUGUGAAGCCAGGAGUACUAUUAUUAAUGUGUUAGCAACAGUUGCAUUAACUAUUUCAAAAGAUUACUGCCUUUAAAAAACAAAGAAACAAAAAAAAAAAAAAAAGGAAAAAUAAAAGAAACCUCAAGUUACAUUUGUAUCCGUAAUUGACAUCUGGAUCGGGUUUAUGUUUGAUGCAUUGUUUGGAAAAUUUGCAAUACAAACUGGCAUAAGAUUCCUUAUUCUGAUGAUGCACUUUUAUGUAUUUUUUAUUAGAAAGUAGAACUAAUUUUAGAUUUUCAGCUUGAUGGAUUUUCAUUUUUUUCCUGACGAAUUUUCUUUACCAUUAGUCUUCAAAUUGGGUACAUGGUGCACGGUGUAGUGUCACACUCGCGAGAAGGGGUGAGCGUACCUCUAGUUCCGUCCCUGUAAGUAGCUGUAACCCUUAAAAAUGAAAUGUCAACUCGGGGGGACACAUUGACACUGAAGGAAUAAUUAGGAAAUAGCUCGGUUUUGAUGGGGUCAUGAUUAAGAAAUGAUAUAUUGGUUUUAUUUGUAGAAUUGUUUUAUAGUGCAUACAAAUCAGCGAUCAAACAGCAGAUAUUUUUUUUUGAGCCUAUCAAAGCUCCGUAUUCUUUUGCCUUUAAUCCAUUGUCUUUUAAACAAAAAAAGCCCCCCCCCCUUUUUUUGGCAUGUAUGCACAAGGUAGGACUUAUUCAUAAAAAAACAAAAUGCCAGUAUUUUCUUAAGCCAUGAUAUGAGGACACUGACCCUGUGGCCACAUGGCACAGAACACUAAAUUUUGGUCCCAUGGCUGAAACUUGAGGGUGACUAAAAGCAGUGCCUGGGACACAUGCUGUCUGUCUUGGAUGGCCAUUUGAUUUCCGAACAGGAGAGAUUUUGCACACUCCACAGAACUCCUGUCUGUAGGGAAGUUGGUUUUCAGUUUUAGACAUGUGGACAAAAAGGCAUUUUCUCCAAGAAUUUUAACCUGAUUUUUAAAUGGCUUACCAAAAUGUCAGUAAAUUUUACGUGUAGAAAAAUUUUAAAAUCCUUUCUAGCAAGCACUUGACAUCUAGUCAGCUCUCUACUCCUUUUUGUUUUAUUCUAUCAAAAAAUUAGGAGCUCUUUUCUUUAAAGACAAAAAACAGAACAACAACAACAAAAAAAAAAACCCAAAAAUCCCCCCUCCUAAUUAAGCAGCAGAAGUUCCCUCUGUAGGAAGUAUGAGGAUGCCGGGCGUGAUCACCUCUUUCCUGAUCUGGACAAAGCAAACGUUAACAGUUCUCCUGAUGACACAUUUUCCGAAUCCUGCACUGUGCUCCAUUCUAUCACACGUGCGUUUUUCAUGUAAAACUGCAAUGACUUAAAACUCUUUCCUGUCCUUCUAAAUUAAUUUCCCAAAGUUGGAGUGUAGUCUUCCGCCACUUAGGCUCUGCAUUAAUUGAGGCUUGCUUUCCACCAUUACUUUACCAUGUCUCGUAUACAAUGUUUCUCCUUCCACAUCUUUGCUCUGCACAGUCACCUUGUCCCCCUUCCAGCACCUAAGAACGGAGAUGGUCACACUGACAGGUGAAGUGUACAAGGUGUCUGUGUUUUUUGUGUAGCUUCAGAGUUAGAUUGAAAUUGCCAGGCACAGAUUUAGUCUUGUCAUUUUGUUUACACAUUGGGGAAAAGAAAUUCAGUUUAUUAAACGUUUCAUGUAACUGCACCCAAGUUUUGCCAAGCUGGAAACUUGGAAUUUUUCUGUGUAGUGACUUUUUAAUUCUCGUUUUCAUAACCUGGAGAUCAGACUGUUGCUUUCGCAUGAUGUACGUAGUGUCUCAUGACUGGAGUUUGCUUUGUUUUAUAGUAUCUGUACUCCUUGUAUUUUUCAAGAGCUAUUUUGUAAACAGAUGAUGUAUUUCUCCAUUGAAAACACAAUAAAAAAAAAAAAAA